Messenger RNA from Ostrea edulis (European flat oyster), 6874 nucleotides. RefSeq names its product solute carrier family 2, facilitated glucose transporter member 12-like. The record is from RefSeq and is a predicted model, not a curated record. Gene Ontology annotation, biological process: transmembrane transport. Bases 3662 to 5521 code for a protein of 619 amino acids. NCBI's taxonomy places the organism in Eukaryota, Metazoa, Mollusca, Bivalvia, Ostreida, Ostreidae. Gene Ontology annotation, molecular function: transmembrane transporter activity. Gene Ontology annotation, cellular component: membrane. The transcript is spliced from 15 exons.
UUUACAAGUGAAAAUUGUAUGAAGAAAAAUAAAGUCGGCAUUCAGUAAUCAAUCCAGCAUUACAUAAAAUUGUGGCGUAAAACUGAGAGACCCUGAUUUCCGUCACAGGAGUUCAGGCCGGGUAUAUAGCCGGGUACUUGACCCCCGCCCCCACCUGAUGUCCCUCCGUGAGGUUGUUCGACUUUCGUUUUCUUGAAGACUUGUUAACUAUGAACGUUACAUUUGCAAAAUUACCGUUAGGAUAUUCACUCUGGGAACAGUCGUUUGCUAGUUUCGUUGUAUGUUGAUUUGAGUAAUUAUCUGUAAUAGCUAUGAUCUUUCUGAUUUUAAUUGUAUAUGGGCCUAAUGGUACAUCAGAUUUUAUAAUAAACCAUGAUUAGGAGUAACAGAGAUGUGGAAAACCUUUUUUAAGAGCUAUGUAUUCAGACUGAGGCAAAGUAAGCCGAAGAACUAAAAUACGUCACAAAAUACAAAUAAAACUAUUGUUUGAAAUAUAUAACUCGAUUGAUCAUUCUCCAUUUCCAUCUCUUUCUCGAAUCGUCUCUUUCCGUUGAGAAAUUUUAUCAGAUUCUAGUUUGCAUACGCACUAUGGGAUAUAUAGUUAUUUUCAGAAAUUGUAAUACGAACUCGGCUAAAUGUGGAGAAUCAAAUUCUCUAUAAAGAAGUGCAUGGACAGAUACAUGCAUGCAUGCAGGCCUGUUCACUUCUUAAAAAAGAGAAUGCCUUGACAAAGUUGGAUUUUUAACCUUUCAUAUGUGAUACUACUUCUUCCUUCACUGUGUGUGAAAUGUGAUACUACUUCUUCCUUCACUGUGUGUGAAAUUAACUCUAAUAUUUGUUGUGUAUUGUCCCUUGUUUACAAUCCCUUUACCUCAUUAUAAGAUAUAUAGGAACUCCGACAGUAGUAGACACCAUCUGAAUGAUAAUAGAUUGUUAUUAAUAUGUAAUGUUGGUAAUACUGUAAUUACUAGUCUAUUGUUUUAAAAAUGUAAAUCCCCCCCCCCCCCCUCCCCCAGCCCUUAAUUGGUGAAUAAUUAUUCGAUAUAGAGCUGAGGACAAUUCUGUUUAAUUAAGGCAUGUAUGUCUCAAAAUUCAGCCUCACCAACGAUCGUACUAACAGAUUGAUUCAUUGUUAUUAUUUAUUGGUCAUGGACUGCCGGUUUGCUUCAGCAUCAUUUUUAGUCCCUGCAUUUACUCAGUAAGUUUGUACUGUGCAGUAACACUCUGAUUUUCCCAUCUUCUCAUCUAUAAGAUGAUUUCCAUGGUAAUUAAGUCAUAUAAAUAUUUGUAAGUCCAGCUAUGGAUCCAGAUGGCAAACCUGAGGGGUUUUAAAGCCGGAAGGGCAAAAGUAGGAGGGUGCCCACUCCAGAUAUGGAGUUCAUGGGCCCUCCUCCCAGACUUUUAUAGAUUAUUCUGAUGAUACUUCAGGAUUUGUCAUACUAAAGGCCUGAAUGAAAAUUUACAUACCAGUAAUACAUUAAACAGAUUUCACAUCCUAUAGCCUUCUAUUUAUGUAUCGUGAAUACGGUACUCGGAAAUUUCUGCAUACAUUAAACAUAUGACAUUCAGUGAGUUCUGUACAAGGUCAGUCAAAUUGGAUUUUAAAAUCUGCCUUUGUUUAUUGCACACAAUGGGCAAUUAUCUUUGAAGUAUCAGUGAAUUUUAACUGCUUUGACAUUUCACAGACAAAUUGGAGACACAUACUAUAAUUUCAAGACAAUAGAACUAAACUUUUUAUAUAACUUUGAUGUUAGAAGAAAUUUUUGCAAAUAUAUUUUGCAUGUGAAACAGAACUUAAAAAGAAAAUAAUGUAAAGUAUAUGUCCAUGGUCCUCCACCCUAGGGUUCAUUACAAAAGGCCAGAGGUUUGAACUAACUCUCUCUCUCUCUCUCUCUCUCUCUCUCUCUCUCUCAUAGAUUUAAUUCAGGAUUGCAAAUAAGUUUUUAGCUCUUAUGAGCCUAAUUCAAAAUUCGUCCGUUCUCUGUCGUCGGUGUCGCCGUAAACUUUUCACAUUUCCAUUGUUCUCCAGAACCACUGCGUUUAUUUCAACCAAACUUGCCACAAAGCAUCCUUGGUGCAGGGCUUUUCAGUUUGUUCAAAUGAAGGCCCAUGCCCCUUUCAAAGGGGAGAUAAUCUCAAAAAUAGGAUGGAGUGAUUUAAAAUUCUUCUCUGAUUAAAGAACCACUGGGCCAGAAGAGCUGAAAUUUACAUGAAAGCUUCCUGACAUAGUGCAGAUUCAAGUUUGUUCAAAUCAUGGUUCCCAGGAGUAGGUUGGGGCCACAAUAGGGAAUCAAAGUUUUACAUGGGAAUAAAUAGGGAAAAUCUUUUAAAAUCUUCUUCUCAAGAACCAAUGGGCCAGAAGAGCUGAAAUUUACAUGAAAGCUUCCUGACAUAGUGCAGAUUCAAGUUUCUUCAAAUCAUGGCUCCCAGGGGUAGGUUAGGGCCACAAUAGGGGAUUAAAGUUUUACAUGGGAAUAAAUAGGGAAAAUUUUAAAUCUUCUUCUGAAGAACCAAUGGGCCAGAAGAGCUGAGAUUUACAUGAAAGCUUCCUGACAUAGUGCAGAUUGAAGUUUGUAAAAAUCAUCACCCCCAGGGGUAGGUUGGGGCCACAAUAGGGACCAAGUUUUACAUGCAAAUAUAUAUGGAAAAUCUUUAGAUAAGGGCCAAGGUGACACAGGUGAGCGAUGUGGCCCAUGGGCCUCUAGUUGAUUUUGGAAUACAAGAACGUGUACAUCACAGAUCUGUGUGUUACAAGCCAGGUUAUGGUGAAUGAAGUGUCUGCCUUUUGAAAGUGAUUAAAUCUGUGUAGUUAAGUAAAUAGAAGUGUUAGCAGACUGCAACUUACUAACUAAAUCUUAUUGAAAGUUGUGUGUCUGGGAAAAGUAUGUACAUUAUCAGAUUAUGGUUUAAAUAUGGUUGUAGACCUGUUGUUUUAACCACUAAAAUUUAUAUGAAAGACAAAUGACAUUUAGAAUUUAAUAGCAAAAACAGGCAAUCAGUGGUAAUAAAAUUAUUAAACAAAGAAUUCAAUUAGUUAAAUGAUAAAUAAAUUAUUAAAUAAAAAAACUACACACUGCACUGACAGACAUCAAACAAGUAACACAUCAGGUAGUAAUCAUUUGUCUGAUAUAUGUGCAUUUGGAAUAUUUGUACUUGUCAGAAGAUUUAUAGAAUCACUUUAUCAGAUUUUUUUUUUUACAACAUAACACUCAUUUUACCUAAUGAAAUCUACUUGUCCUUUGUCACGAAUAUGUACCUUCUUUAUUGGACAGAACAAGCAGGAAGUAAUGACAAAAAAUUAAGGUGCAUCUCUUCAUUGGUUAAACAACAUAUAGAAUGAUUGAGUCCCAAAAGCAUUGAAUUUAAGAUUUAUUGAUUUUACUGUGAUUUAUGCAAUUUUCAACACCAAGUAAACACACGUCCAGUCACAUGCGAGAUAAAGUUGAUAUAUAUAGAAUACCCAACAUUAACAUGAUACCUAAGUCCUCUGAUGAACCUAUGGAACGAUUUAGAAGAUUUUAUCUCGCCCAUUGCCAUUCUUGUGGAAAGUCUAAAGGAACUAGAGUCUCCUGUUGCCUGAGGUUUGCAUCUGGAGAGAGAAAGAAAGUUAAGAAUGAACAAGAAAUAUGUGCCUUGAAAACUUCCAUCUGCACAGAUCACCAUGGCAGCUGACUUGCUGGAAGAAGAAGAAGUUCUUCUUAGCAAUGUUUCAUUCCCAGUCAACUCUGAUUCUGAGGAUGACAGUGCCGUAAAGUCCACAAAAAUUGAACUACAGGAAUGUCAUCUUCGUAAUGCUCCGGUGGAGGAGGAUGGGAUACUACACAGGUCAGCAUGUGGCUCCAUCUAUGUGGUGUGCGCCUCCAUCAUGGCUUCUUUGGGAGGCGUGUUGUUUGGAUAUGACAUAGGUAUUAUAUCAGGAGCAGUCCUACAGCUGAGGGAUGAAUUUUGUCUCUCCUGUUCCUUCCAGGAAAUGGUGAUCAGUGCCAUGCUGAUGGGGGCAAUAGCAGGAUCCCUUAUUGGAGGAUUUUUGAUUGACAAGUUUGGCAGACGACUGACCAUCAUAGUCAAUACUGCUGUGUUUCUGGUGGGGGCUCUUGUUUUGGGAUUUUCACCUAACUACGCUGCAUUGAUCAUUGGUCGUCUUCUGCUAGGCUUCGCAGUUUCCUUGUCGGCAACAGGAGAGUGUAUCUACAUCUCAGAAAUAGCCCCUCCUAAAAGGCGAGGCCAGCUGGUGUCUCUGAAUGAACUUGGGAUCACUCUUGGUCUUCUAAUGGCGUAUCUAGUCAAUUAUUUAUUUAUUGAUGUCCCAGAAGGAUGGCGAUACAUGUUUAGUCUGUCGGCCAUUCCUGCAGCAAUACAAGGUGUGGGAAUGUUCUUCCUCCCUAAAAGUCCCCGAUACCUCGUUCUGAUGGGCAGAGAUGCAGAGGCUGAAGAUGUGUUAUUAAAACUGAGAGAUAGAAAGAAGAUACAAGCACACCGAGAACUAGAAAAGAUAAAAUCCUCCAUAAGCACGGAAAAGGAACACACAUGUUUAGACCUCUUCAGCUCCAGCGACAACAUGGCAGGUCGAAUGUUUAUUGGAGCAGGGCUGGUAUUCUUUCAACAGUGCACAGGACAGCCCAAUGUUUUAUACUAUGCCCCCACCUUAUUUGAAGGAAUUGGGUUUGAGUCUGACUCUGCAGCGACCUUAGCCACAGUAGGACUGGGAUGUGUCAAGGUGGUGAUGACUGUGAUAACCAUAUGCUGUGUUGAUAAGUGGGGCCGGAGGCGGUUCCUUCUGACUGGUGCCUCACUGAUGGGCGUGUCUCUUCUUCUCCUGGGAAUCAUCUCCCAUCUAAACGACCAUGUUUACGGUUCUAAUCCAUGCCAGGAAAGUGUUCGAUGUUCUGAAGCUUUAACCAAUGCCAAUUUUAACUUAACCAUGCCUUACACUACAACACCACAAAUGUUCGACAUGAAUGAAUCAUAUACAUUAUCAGAAUUAGAAUGGAUGGCUUACAUAAUGGACAAUUACACGAUUACGACAACAGAAGAACCCCAUGUACAUAUCCACGGAUCGACUCUGGGGAAAAUCGCGGCCUUCACGUCUCUGAUGCUUUAUGUGGCUGCUUUUGGAUUUAGUUUUGGUCCAGUGUCUUGGCUGAUUUUGAGUGAAAUCUUCCCAGCUUCAGUACGAGGACGGGCCAUUUCUCUUGCCACAGUGCUUAACUGGGGAACCAAUCUGAUUGUAUCGCUGACAUUUCUUGACAUCAUUGAAAAGAUUGGUGUGUCGUGGACAUUUGUGAUGUUUAGUGCUGUGUGUGGUGCUUCUGUCAUCUUCAUCUUUGUUUGUGUCCCAGAAACUCGUGGGAAAUCUUUGGAACAGAUCUCUAAAGAACUCAACAACAGAUCUCUGAAAUCUCGAAUCGCAGCCUACUGUAGAAGACUCCACUGUUGUGUACAGCCAUUCAGUGGUUCCCCUGCCAAAUUACCUAAUUACCACCGAGUGCAGAGCAGCGAGUCCUUCAAUGACAUCUCCUGAUCGAGUCCUUCCAUGACAUCUCCUGAUUGAGUCCUUCCAUGACAUUUCCUGAUUGAUUUCUUCAAUGACAUCUCCUGAUUGAGUCCUUCAAUGACAUCUCCUGAUGGAGUCCUUCAAAUACAUCUCCUGAUCGAGUGAAAUGUCAUUCAGAAGUGAUGGAUGCCAAAAUAAACUAACAUAAACAAUAACUAAACAAAUCCUAUGUUACGUUAUCAGUUGUUUUCCUUAGUUUUCAUUGAACAAUAUGCUACACUAAAAAGUAAAAUAUUUAUUUAAAUGUCAUGUGCCAUAUUACUUAGUUAUAUACACGUAACUACAAUAAAACUGUACGACGUGGUUUAUUUAUAUAUAUCACAAGAUUAGAGUUGUGAUCAGCUUUACAGAUAGAAUGGAUGUCACUUUUAAAAAAGAAUUUUCAUGUCAGAUAUGUAUACCAGUAGGUAAUGUAUGUAUGAAACAGGAUAAAGUUUUUGUUCUUUUUCUCUGUCCAGUAGAUAUUUAUAAUUUGUUUUUCCAAGAGUUAAUUUCAUGGUAUGCUUAGUUCACUUAUUUUAAACUGUAUCCCGAUUUGUGUCAAUACUCUUGUCUUGAUCUCCUUCUGCUUACAGUUAUACCCAUUAUGUUUUUGUUUCACUGAGAUUGUCUUUGAUCAGCAAUAAUCUUGCAUAAUAGGUGAUAUAAAUGUACAUGACGUAGCAGUGCUUAUUACAUACACGUGUAAUUGUGAUCGGAUGAGAAUUGUGAUAAAAAUAUUGUAUCCCGUACAUUUUUGUUGUAUACAUGUACUUUUCAGUGUUUACAGUACUGAAUAUGUAAGAUGUUGUGUUUGAAAAGAUGUCAUUUGUUACUGAUGAGAGAGGAUUAAAUGCAGCUGAAAUGCUCUACAUAUUGAAUUAUUGAUCAACUUUUUGUUACUUCAAACCUAGCAUGACCAUUUGUAAAGCAGACAUUUUUAAUUUUUUUAUUUAUGCAUGUCAUCUUCGUGUUCUUGGCUGCUUUAUAUUAUCCUCUGAAAUGUGUUCACUAGAUGAUCAAUUCUACAAAUUUUUUAUUAAUAAUAAAUCUACAUUAUACAAUGUAGUCAAUAUUUGUUGUUACGUGUAACUUUCAUUUAUUGGCGUGUCUACCACAGACUUCCAUCCUGUACCUUUGUUGAUACCCUAAUGUGGUUACAAAUAUUUCAUUUUAAUAUCAUAUAUUGACAAAACUCAUUAUUUUUAAUGUAAAUUGCUUUGGAAUUUUACAAUGCUUUGUAUUUGACAAUGUUCAUCAUGAUUUACUUUUAUUAAACAUUGUUACAAGUAUUGCAAUUUUUAAAAUGUACUUAAAAUUAAAGCAUUCUUUUACACUUUA